AGAAAAGGAAAGAACAUUGUUAAAAUUUCGAUUGGAAUCUUUUCAAAUUUUAUAAAAAAUUAUAAAUUGUUAAAGAUUAAAAAUAAUUAAUACAAGUAUAUAUCUAUCUAUCAAAUCAUGAGAGGAUUUAUGCAAUUUUCAAAGAAUAUGUAUUAAAUGAAUAAGAGCAUGAACAAAUGUUCUUUUAAGAGCUUCUCUAGUGCUCCUGUUUUUAGCAUUACUAGUUUCUAAAAUAAGAUGAUUUAGACCUAGAUUAAGAAUGCUUUGGCCUAAUCAAUUAGAGUUAGUUAUCAAUUUAAUGGAGAACGCUUUGCUAAUAUGAUAGAUUUUUCUUUACUUUAAGAGUUAGAAGAAAGCAACGAUGCUGAUGAUGAAAAUAUGCCAAAAGGGAGGAAUAUUGUUCUGAAUUGAUGUCUCUUUCGCGGAUAAAGAGAGAAGUUAAUUGAAUAAAGGAAGAUAGGUAGUAGUAGGAGCAGUAUUUAAGCCAAGUAAGACUUAGAUUUAUAAAAAGAAAAGAGAAGUACUUAGGAUAUAAAUUUACAAAAAAUUAUUAUGAUAAAUUGACCUUAAGAAAACAGAUUAAAAUUUAGUCAUAAUAAAGCUAGCUAUUCUAGGGUGCAAUAUAAAAAGAAAAUUAACGAAUAUCGCAUCUCACUAUGAUAAUUCAAAGCUCUUGUGAGUACGAGUAAUCUAAUCAAAUUAAGAUUAAAGAUAAAUAUUUAAAUUAAUAAUAAAAACUACCUUCUUUAUUCGAUGCAGCUUUUAAAUCACUGUAUUCAUGUUCAAUAUUCUGUAUGUGUUAAUUGUUUAAUAAGAUUAUUAUCCGAAAAUUU
Messenger RNA from Tetrahymena thermophila SB210, 833 nucleotides. RefSeq lists its product as hypothetical. The record is from RefSeq and is a predicted model, not a curated record. The transcript has 4 exons. Lineage: Eukaryota; Ciliophora; Oligohymenophorea; Hymenostomatida; Tetrahymenidae.